AUGUCUGAAACAACUAUUGGUUUGUUUCCAAAUGCUGGUGAUUCAUAUUUUCUUCCGCGUCUAUCGAAUAAUCUUGGUGUAUUUCUUGGUUUAACAGUUCAUCGUUUACGUAGUAUGGAUGUUGUGCAUGCUGAAUCUGAUGGAUCAUUAUUUGCUUUAAAACAACUUUCAAUUCUUAAGAAAAUGAGUCCAAUAUCGUUGAAAAUUACAUUAGUACUAUUGAAACGAGGAAAACAAUUCGAUUUAAAAGAAUGUUUAAAAAUGGAAUAUCGCAUUUUACAUUAUGCUAUAAAUGAUCAUGAUUUUUUCGAAGAUGUUCCAGCUUUUCUUAUUGAUAAAGAUAACAAACUUCAAUGA
Messenger RNA from Rotaria sordida, 357 nucleotides. The record is from the annotation of a GenBank genome assembly. Lineage: Eukaryota; Metazoa; Rotifera; Eurotatoria; Philodinida; Philodinidae.